Drosophila guanche is the source of this 436-nucleotide messenger RNA. Its product is annotated as dynein light chain roadblock-type 1. Gene Ontology annotation, biological process: microtubule-based movement. Gene Ontology annotation, molecular function: dynein intermediate chain binding. The record is from RefSeq and is a predicted model, not a curated record. The transcript is spliced from 2 exons. Gene Ontology annotation, cellular component: centrosome; cytoplasm; cytoplasmic dynein complex. Lineage: Eukaryota; Metazoa; Arthropoda; Insecta; Diptera; Drosophilidae. Bases 44 to 397 code for a protein of 117 amino acids.
CCCUAAAACUGUGAGCUGAAAAUAGUUUCCCGUAGCCAACAAAAUGUCUGCCGAUAAAAAAGGAAAACCCGAAAAGCAGCACAAAGACAGAUCCUACGAUGGCGAUGCCUUCAUUGCACAGUUCGCUCUUCGUGGCGCCCGGGAGAUCAUCAUCCUGGAUGCCGAUGGCAACACUUUGCGCUCGACUGUCAGUCCGCGUCGCACCUUUGUGUAUGUCUCGUCGCUGAAGCCGCUGGUGACGAUGGCCAGGAAUGUGGUGCGAGAUCUCAAUCCCUCCAACGAUGUAACAUUCUUGCGUCUACGCUCCAACGGGGGCGAGGUUCACAUAACUCUCGGCACGGAGUUCAUUUUGAUAGUCAUACAACGCAUCAAAAGGAAAAGUGCAACUCAAAAGUAAAAACUACUAAUACACGUACACAGAUGGGGCAUGCGUGUG